GUUUUGUUACUGUUUUCGACAAAGAUAUUCGUAUCUGUGCGGAACGAACGACACAGAGCGUCUAAUACUUUUGAAUAAGGCUGUAUAUAUGGCUCUGAAUAUAUCAACCUAGUGAUUCUUCGUUUAGAGUAUAUGUGACCAUGGUAGAGAAUAAAUCUUCGUAGUUCAGAUUAAGAUAGUGAUUUUUUAACAAUUCUGUCUAUGAUAGUUUUUUUUUAUAUAGAUCCAUCUUUGGUAGAGAUCGGUCCGUAGAAAUUUUGCGCAGAAAAUUCUUUUUUUCGUGGGUGGCCACAUCAUAUAGAUUGAAAAGACACCAAAAUUUGCGUAACUGCGUAAUCUUUGAUAUUUCGAGUGUCAUUAAACGGAUAGAUCUACGAAUUUUCGACGUACAACAUUAUUAGGUGCUAUCCACAACGCGAAUCUCAAUCAACAAUUGAAUUUUCAAUAUUAAUAAAUUGAUGAUUUGAUUCGACGUUUGGAAGAAAAGUAAAACAAUUUCCACGGUUGGAAAAUUGUUUACGAAAUAUCAGUCAAUUGACUUUCAUAUAAAGAAACAGGAGGGCAUGUCUGAAAAAAAACGUGUUCUCAUUAUUUGUUUAGGAAAUAUUUGUCGUUCUCCGAUCGGAGAAGCCGUUUUUCAACAUCUGAUUAAAAAAGAUGGCCUUGAAGACAAAUGGGAAGUGGAAAGUGCGGCUCUGAUUAGAUAUCACUUAGGAAAAUCUCCGGAUCACAGAGCAAUGUCGACACUCAGAGAAAAAGGGAUCACAGAUUAUUCUCACAAAGCGAGGCUCAUAACGGAAGAGGAUUUUAUAAAAUUCGACUGGAUUCUUGGGAUGGACAACGACAAUAUAUCGGACCUUAACCACAUGAAACCAGCGGAUAGUAAAGCCAAAAUAGAGCUACUAGGGAAAUACGAUUCGAAAGGAGAAAUAAUAAUCCGCGAUCCUUAUUUUGUAAAAUUCACGUAUUUGAACGAAAAUCAUCAAAAUAUUUGUAUUUUCAUUGAAACGGUAUUUUAUUUGUCUGAAAUCUUUUUCAGGACAACGACAGUGCGGGAUACGCAAAAGCUUACGAACAGUGCCUGAGAAGCUUGACUUCCUUUCUCGAGCAGCACAACAACGAAUAAAAAUAGUAAUCAGCGUUUUCCACUUACGUUGUUUGUGCCCAUAAAAAUAAUUAAUUAUUCAAUUAAUUAAUGUUUCUAAGAAUGGUCAAAACAACAUCAAGACUCCCUAGAAUUUUUGUUUGCUACUUAUUCAGGUUGUUACGUACUUUGUUAGCAUCAAGAUCAAUAAAUAAUUAAAUAAU
This is a messenger RNA of Venturia canescens, 1308 nucleotides long. Its product is annotated as low molecular weight phosphotyrosine protein phosphatase-like. The transcript is spliced from 3 exons. The record is from RefSeq and is a predicted model, not a curated record. Lineage: Eukaryota; Metazoa; Arthropoda; Insecta; Hymenoptera; Ichneumonidae. Gene Ontology annotation, cellular component: cytoplasm. Gene Ontology annotation, molecular function: acid phosphatase activity; non-membrane spanning protein tyrosine phosphatase activity. Gene Ontology annotation, biological process: protein dephosphorylation. Bases 564 to 1085 code for a protein of 173 amino acids.